This is a messenger RNA of Carlito syrichta (Philippine tarsier), 1326 nucleotides long. RefSeq names its product protein O-fucosyltransferase 2 (gene POFUT2). Gene Ontology annotation, molecular function: peptide-O-fucosyltransferase activity. The transcript has 9 exons. The coding region runs from base 37 to 1326 and encodes 429 amino acids. NCBI's taxonomy places the organism in Eukaryota, Metazoa, Chordata, Mammalia, Primates, Tarsiidae. The record is from RefSeq and is a predicted model, not a curated record. Gene Ontology annotation, biological process: protein O-linked glycosylation via fucose.
GGUGCGGUCGCCGGAAGUGCGUGGCCGCCGGGGGCCAUGGCGGUGCUCGGCAUCGUCUGCUUGGUUCUCUGGGCAGCAACCUGGCCGCCGACCUCGGCCUCGGGCGAGGAGUUCUGGCCCGGCCAGUCGGCGGCCGACAUCCUGUCCGGAGCGGCGUCCCGCAGACGGUAUCUUCUGUAUGAUGUCAACCCCCCUGAAGGCUUCAACCUCCGCAGGGAUGUCUACAUCCGCAUCGCCUCUCUCCUGAAGACUCUGCUGAAGACUGAGGAGUGGGUGCUUGUGCUGCCCCCAUGGGGCCGCCUCUACCACUGGCAGAGCCCUGAUAUCCAUCAGGUCCGGAUUCCUUGGUCCGAGUUUUUUGAUCUUCCAAGUCUCAAUAAAAACAUCCCCGUCAUUGAGUAUGAGCAGUUCAUAGCAGAAUCUGGUGGGCCAUUUAUCGACCAGGUGUACAUCUUACAAGGCUAUGCAGAAGGGUGGAAGGAAGGAACCUGGGAGGAGAAGGUUGACGAGCGACCAUGCAUUGAUCAGCCGCUGUACUCCCAGGACAAGCAUGAGUACUACAGAGGAUGGUUUUGGGGUUAUGAAGAGACCAGGGGCUUGAACGUUUCCUGUCUGUCUGUCCAAGGCUCGGCCUCCAUCAUGGCACCUGUACUUCUGAAGAGCACUUCUGCUCGGUCUGUGAUGUUAGACAGAGCCGAGAACCUACUUCAUGACCACUAUGGAGGAAAGGAAUAUUGGGAUACCCGUCGGAGCAUGGUGUUUGCCAGACACCUGCGGGUGGUCGGGGAUGAAUUUCGCAGCAGGUACCUGAACUCCACGGAUGGCGUGGAUGGAAUCCCCUUCCAGGAGGACUGGACCAAAAUGAAGGUCAAGCUGGGCUCUGCGUUGGGGGGCCCAUACCUUGGUGUCCACCUGAGAAGAAAAGACUUCAUCUGGGGACAUAGGGAAGAUGUGCCCAGCCUGGAAGGGGCUGUGAGGAAGAUCCACAGCCUCAUGAAGACCUACCAGCUGGACAAGGUGUUUGUGGCCACAGAUGCCAUCAGAAAGGAAUAUGAGGAGCUAAAAAAGCUUUUGCCGGAGAUGGUAAGAUUUGAACCCACAUGGGAGGAGCUGGAGCUCUACAAGGAUGGAGGUGUAGCCAUCAUUGACCAGUGGAUCUGCGCCCACGCCAGGUUUUUUAUCGGCACCUCGGUCUCAACAUUUUCAUUUCGGAUUCAUGAGGAGAGAGAGAUCCUGGGAUUGGACCCCAGGACAACGUACAACAGGUUCUGUGGAGACCAGGAGAAGGCCUGUGAGCAGCCUACCCACUGGAAGAUCGCCUACUGA